Molecule: messenger RNA, 519 nt
Organism: Sipha flava (yellow sugarcane aphid)
Lineage: Eukaryota; Metazoa; Arthropoda; Insecta; Hemiptera; Aphididae
Exons: 2
Coding region: 127-477 (116 amino acids)
Source: RefSeq, a predicted model, not a curated record
ACAAAAUCGUCGAAAUCAGUAUCGCCGUCAAAAAAAAUUAAACCAGUGAAAGUACGUUUUAAAAAACCUUAAUAAAAUAUGUUUUUUUUUUUUUUAAUCCAUUUUCAUUUAUAGUUGAAAUCGUAUAUGGAUAAAAUCGAAAAAUUCAUUGAAAAUGAAAAUACGAGUGUACUUGAUGAAAAUGUGAAUUUAAUGACAGUUAAACAGGAUGGAUAUAAUUUCACAUUCAAAUGUCCGGUAAAUAAUGGGAAGGAUUAUUGGGUAUUGCAGCAUUACAAAAUGAAAGACAUUAAAGAUAUACCGGUUAAUGAUAGGUGGAAACAUUCAAACUGUUCAAUUAAAGUAUAUACAUCAAAUGACAAUACUAGAGAUGUGAAUAUUUCAAAUGAAUUCACAAAUUUGAUUGAAAUAAUAGCAGGAAGAUUCACUUCUGAUCCGGAUAAAAAAGUUACUAAACGAAAAAAUGAAAAAACAUGAUUGUUGUAAAUAUUUGUAACAAAUUGUUUGAAAAAAAAAAAU